This is a messenger RNA of Racocetra fulgida, 218 nucleotides long. The record is from the annotation of a GenBank genome assembly. Lineage: Eukaryota; Fungi; Glomeromycota; Glomeromycetes; Diversisporales; Gigasporaceae.
AGAUCCAAGUGGAAAGUGUAUAAUUAGUUUCAGCACAAAUAUUCUCACGAAUGACUAUGCCAAAGCAGCUUUAUCUUCAAAGCCAGAGAUGUUAAUUUGUCAUUCACCUGACAUUUGCGUGCUAGGAAAUGACCACUUCAGCGAACUUGCAAUUAGUAGUGCUGUUGCUCCGUCCAUAUCAAGUGAUGAACGUAAAAUUGUUACUUACCUAAAUAAAA